UAACGACUCGGGUGCUUUUCCGGUGUAAAAUGGAAUGUUCUGCCUCAGGAUAAACUUCUUUCACAUUUGAUUCCAGCCGACGUUUUCAUCGACAGAUGUGUUGGUUCCGACACGCCGGACCUUCGUUGUCGCGCGCAAGGCGACGUAUGGCCGCUGCUUGUGGGACGUCCCGUGUCGCCGUCGACUGAGCGCACAAUGCAGGCCUAGCUGACGUUAGCAUCGCUGCUAGCUGGCGGAAGCUCCUCGGAUAUCUGCUCCUAUCGGCGGAUAUCUGCUCCAGUAGAGACUCGAACCUGAGCCGUUUGUUGGACUGUGCGAGGACGUACUUUCAGCCAUGGCCUCUCAGCUGCAAGUCUUCUCUCCUCCCUCCAUCUCCUCCAGUGCCUUUUGUCGCGUUAAGAAGCUGAAGGUGGAGAACAAUGUCUGGGAUGUGUCCACUACUGAAGCGUAUAGUUCCUUGGCAGGCCAGUCUGCAUACACCUUCACUCCGGCCAUGGCUGUGCCCCCCUUUGCACCGUCCCUGGUCUUCCCCCCGACAGCGCCUGGGUCACGGGGUCAAGUGGUGGUCCGUGCAGCUGACAGCACUGGCAGUCUUCCUCGAGGCUCCAGUCGACGCGUGGCGGAGCAUGCCACAUCCUCCUCUUACGCUCAUGUGGAGACAGCCUCGGAAACCAGGGGACAACACCGCCACGGGCACAAGCGCAAGAUGGAGGAGACCCACGAGGGCAGCGGGAGCGGCUGUGGCAGUGUGCAAAUUCUGGAGGAGCUCUCCGCCCCGGCGGCGACGUACUCCACCCGUACGGGCGGCGGAGGCGGAGGCACGGGCCAGUCCAUACCUCACUCGGCUCCCACCACAAAGAGUAGUAGCUCCAACGGCGAAGGCGACUAUCAGCUGGUGCAGCACGAGAUCCUCUGCUCGGUGACCUGCAGCUACGAAGUCUUGGAAUUCUUAGGGAGGGGCACCUUUGGCCAAGUGGCCAAGUGCUGGAAGAGGGGUACCAAUGAGAUUGUGGCUAUCAAGAUUCUCAAGAACCAUCCUUCAUAUGCACGCCAGGGACAAAUUGAGGUGGGCAUCCUGAACAGGCUGAGUGCAGAAAAUGCAGACGAGUACAAUUUUGUGCGUUCGUACGAGUGCUUCCAGCACAAGGGUCAUACCUGCUUGGUGUUUGAGAUGCUUGAACAGAACCUUUAUGACUUUCUGAAGCACAGCAAGUUCAGCCCACUACCUCUGCGACACAUUAGACCAAUCCUCCAGCAGGUGGCAACAGCACUUAUGAAGCUGAAGAGCCUGGGACUUAUUCAUGCUGACCUCAAGCCUGAGAACAUCAUGCUGGUGGAUCCUCUCCGGCAGCCUUACAGAGUGAAGGUCAUUGACUUUGGAUCUGCGAGCCAUGUGUCCAAGGCUGUUUGCUCAACAUACUUACAGUCCCGCUACUACAGGGCUCCUGAGAUCAUUUUAGGUCUCCCGUUCUGUGAGGCCAUUGACAUGUGGUCUCUAGGCUGUGUGAUUGCAGAGUUGUUUCUGGGUUGGCCUCUCUACCCUGGAGCCUCCGAGUACGACCAGAUCCGUUACAUCUCUCAGACUCAAGGCCUGCCAGCUGAGUACCUAUUGAGCGCAGGCACCAAGACCAGCCGCUUCUUCAACAGAGGCCCCGACUCCAGUUAUCCGCUUUGGAGGCUUAAAACACCAUCAGAGCAUGAAAUGGAGAUGGGCAUCAAAUCCAAGGAGGCUAGGAAAUAUAUCUUCAACUGUUUGGAUGACAUGAUGCAGGUCAAUCUCUCAACUCAUUUGGAGGGGACGGACAUGCUGGCUGAGAAAGCUGAUAGACGAGAGUUUAUAGACCUCCUGAAGAGAAUGCUCCGUCUGGAUGCUGACAAGAGGAUCACACCUACAAAGACUCUGGGCCAUCCUUUCGUCACAAUGAGCCACCUCAUGGAUUAUCCCCACAGCUCCCACGUGAAGUCUUGCUUCCAGAACAUGGAGAUCUGCAAGCGCCGGAGCACCUACGACAGCAACAAGUCCCUCUACUCCACAAAUGCAGUCCCCAGCGCUGCAGCAGGCAACCUGACUGUUACUUUCAGUAGCCAACUCAACCAGCAUAACCAGGUGCCUUCUGCGGGGGGAGCGGUGCCUCUGCUAAAUUACCAGCCAGCGCUGUACCAGCAGGCAACGAUCAACAUUCCUGGCCUGACGCAACAAAGUGUACCUAUUCCAACACGUCCUGCCGGACUGUGUAGCCAGACAGAACCCUUCCAACAGACUCUGAUUGUCUGUCCACCCUCCACAAUUCAAGGCCUACAGUCAAGCAAGGGCUCCAGUUUCCCUGUUAGGAUGGAUAACUCUGUACCAAUAGUACCUCAGAACCAGCCUGCUCAGUCAUUGCAGAUCCAGCCCAGCAUGCUCACACAGGGUUCCUGCACCCCACUGAUGGUGGCCACUCUGCACCCACCCUCAUCAGGCAUAGCCUCCCAGUAUUCUCUACCAGUUGGGCUCGGCACCGGGGUGGGCCGGCCCACCCUUUUGGAGCACACAGCCACUGUGCUGCAGGCCUGGCCCACUGGAACUCAACAGAUCCUCAUUCCAUCAUCUUGGCAGCAGGUCCCGGGUGUGGCCAUUCACAGCGCUGCUCACCAGGCCACUGUUGCCGAGUCACCACGACAAUCCCAUCACUUGGAUGCUGCUGCUCAGCAGGCACACAACUGGAGGAGCACAGCACAAGCCAAGACUCAGCCAGAGAGAAAGAAGGUCAAAGCAAGACGGGGAGAGAACAGGAACAGGGGUAUAUCCACUGCAUCACUGCUCAGCACUAACUGUGUGACAUCAUCCAGCCUCAUGGCCACCUUGUCGCAGCCUAUUGUCAUCUCUGAUACCCCCAGCCCAGCAGUCAGCAUCAUCACCAUCCACAGCGACACCGACACAGAAGACGAGCGCAAGUUUCACCCUGCCAGUGUGGCAUUGGGCCAGCGCACCAACGUCAUCAGCUGCGUGACUGUGCACGACUCGGACUCAUCCACAGCCAGCCCGCUGACUCCGCUUCCCCGCACGCUACACGCAGUGUCCUCUCGCCAGGCGAAGUGUCUGGCCGUGGUGGCGCCUUCAGUCAAAGUCCACGUGCCGGAGAGAGGGGCAGCUUCACGGAGCCGUCCAGAGACCGUGAACUACAUGAAGCCCAAGAGAAGCUCUAAUCAGCAACCAAGUAGUUCAGGGGAGAACCUGGAGCGUCACGGACUUAUGCUGAGCCAGUCGCGUCCUUUGAACCUCAGCCAGGUCCAGCCCAUGGUGUCUUCAUCUCAGGAGCGUGCAGUGGUGUCCCACACAGACUCGUCCCUACGCCGCCAGCAGACGUUCGCCCCGGCCGUCUCGGCCUCGCACUACAACUUCCCUGAGGUGUCGGCGCUGGCCUCGGCGGCCGGGCCCGGCCUGUACACCUACCCGGCCUCCACCGCCCUGUCGUCCGCCUCUCAGGUCAUGGAGCAGCUGCUGGGCCGCGGCACCGCAGCAGGACAUUCGCCCUCCGCCUAUGCAGCAACGUACACCUCCUCCUCCUCCAGGCGAGACUCGGCCGGCCGCAAGGACUCGGUCAGCAGUCUGCUGCACGGCCUGCCGGCGGUCUACCAGCAGCAGUUCGCCGCCGCCUCUCCGUACGUGAGCGUGACUCCGCGCUCCGAGGCUUACGGCGCCUACCAGCUGAGCCCCAGACGCCUGACGCAGUACCCCUACCUAUAAGGUCAGACACCAAGUCACUUCUUCCUCACCUUUCCAAAAUUAAUUGCCAUGUUGGAUCAGCCACUUUAUCCUUGUGUUGGUCGUGUAAGAGAGACUCUGCUCCUUCCACAAGCCACUUUAGGCCACUUCCUGUCACCUGACUCAGUGCUAGUGAAGUUUGAUUUCCCCACACUAAUCCAGUGAGUUCCCAUGUUUUAGCUAACCUAAUAAUAGCAGAUAUGUCUUUGCUAUGUUCAUUCUGUCUGUAAGGUAGCACACAUUUAAUGUUAAUUUAAGUGCACGUGUGAUAGUGUGUUCAUGUAGUGUUGUAGGCCAGACCAAUAGUUUCUUUUCACCUGCAUCAACUGUGUGCUGAAUGUAUUUAUCGAGUCAAAUAGGAACGUAUUCUUUUCUUCUCCAGACACCAGUAGGUUGUAUUCACCCCACGUCAUGAAAUAUGCCAGACUUGAAGUGGUGGGCCCUCUGUUGUCGUAGCGCCUUUCUCCAAAUGCUCUGUGCUUGCCUUGUUUUAGGCUGUUGGAACCGUUUAAAUCGCGUAAAAGAUAGCUUUAUUCAGAGUUUCUCCAGAAGGGCAAAAGAGUGCAAGAUUUCACAAGACGACGAGAAGACCAAGGGAGCAGUCAAAGAACACACCAGUUUGCAGUCAUCACUUUGUUAAACUUGUAACCUUUACUAUUUAAGUAUUAUCUUGAUAUUAUUUGUCUUUUAUCUUGUUUCAGAGUUCUUAAAACGCAUUUUUGCUUCGAGUCUUUCGUAAAGCAACAUUUCAGCGAGUCUAAAUACAAGAAAGCAGAACCAAAAACCUAAAAGAGUUAAGUAUUUACCAAAGACAACAAUCAUAAAGGAAUCUUUAAGCACAUACACAAUGUUGACAUCUAUAGUUAUAUUUUCAAUAAAGAUGGGGGAAAACACGCUACUCGUAAACGGCCCGUGCAACAACAACAACAAACAUGGCUGUAAACACAAAGUUAAAAUAUAAAUACAACUUUAUCCGAGCAAAAACGAUGCAUGAUUUAUCCAAAAGAGUCUUGAUACCAAUGUUCUUGACCCACAAGUUGUAGACCUCCAAGUUUCAUCUGUUUUGUGGUGUAGAAUGGCGUCUGGAGCACCAGAUAGUUGACAUGUCUGGGAAUGCGACCGACAGAUAUUCCUUGAUAUCACUUGAAAAAUCUUGUUGUCGUAGAUUCCAUUGCAGAGUUUCAUUUUUGGCUGCUAUUUGCCUUUAGUGAUAAGAUCUAGGCCCCUUGCGUACUCUGAUUGGUUUGGUGGCCCACCACUUUGUUGAAGUCAUGUGACUGAAUACAACCUAUUAAUGAUACUUCAGAUAUCUUGAUGCCAGUUUUAUCCUUACGUUUUAGAAAGUGUCCCUCUUUGAGGGAGGCCUAUUGAUGCUUAUAUCCUCACUGCUGAAGCUUGGCGUAAAGGUGACAAGAAAGGUAGGGGUCAAAAAUAGGAGAGAGAAAGCUCCUCUAUUGCAGCCUGCAGUGACUGUGGCUUCUAGAAGCUCUCAAUCCAUGUUGUUUGUUUUGUCUUGUAUUGUCGCAGUACUUAACUGUCAUUUCACCUUAUUCUAGAAGUUAAAAAUGCUACUUGUUAGAACUAAUUCAGGGAAAUGUUUCUGUUCAAAAAUCCACCAUCACUGUUUGCAAUAAAAUAACCACAAACCCCAAACUGUCUUAAGACAUGUGUGUUGUCAUCUUAGGAACGCUAUCAAGUCUACUAAGGGAUGAUUCAUCCAAAACAAACACAUGCACUACCACAACAGUCGCUUAUCUGUUUUCUCUGGAAGUACCAAUACUUUUAAUGCCUUUGUUAACUACGACUGCACGUGUUGCGCUUCCUCCUUAAACAUUAAUGCACAGUCAUAAAAAACAAAACAAACAAAUAUUCUGUUGAUCAAUCCUGUGACGUUUUUGAUACAAUCGACUACAAAUUGUCUGAAAAGUUUGCAGUACUUGUUAGUAACACUUGAUUUAGUGACACAUAAUAGAAGAAAUGGACAGUUAUUAGGCAAGUAGGAAUGUACACUUAACUUUUUUUGAAAUUAAUUAAUUAAUUAAUUCAUAUCAGAUAUUUUUAUUCCGUUAGAACUGGGGUGUCCAAACUUUUUCCACCAAGAGCCCUCGUUUAUUGCUGUGAAUGUUUCCGGACAUGACCGUGAUAAAUGAAUUUGUCAUCAAUUACACCGUCAAUUCCGCUACUUAUUUAUAUAUUUGUCUUCACUGACGGCCAUAAUGCAAGUACUUGUCAUGAAACACAUGCAAAGACAUUUAAAAGGUGUGUUAUUGUUUGUGCUAUGGUGCCAUCUUUUGGACGAGUCCGCUCUGCAGGUGCAGCUGUGUGAAUGCCUACAACUCUUUCCUGCUGUUUAAAGCUUUCAACCGGAAGCAGAAGUGCCAUGCAAGCUUUAAACCCGCAGUAGAAGUGUGCCAUUCUGUUCUCUAAUGAUCUAUAGCGUUUCUACACGUAUGGAUUCUUCAUUCAUCGCUCCCGGCAACGUUUGUAAGUUUUACAAUAUAAUUAAAACCAUUCUUACUAAACCGUCCCAUGUGUGAUGUCUGUAGGAGUGUUUUCAUGCAUAUUUGUACGUACCAUUGUAAUGUAAUCAAGCGAGCAUUGUUAGCAUUAGCUAAUUUGCUAACAUGUUUACGAGUGUCUGUGUUUAGUAUUAUUAACUUGCAAUGGCAUUCUUUUUCUAUUGUUUCACUUUCACAAAUUUCUCAGUAAAUUUACCAAACAGUCACUGUGGAGUUAUUGAGUCUGUUUGGAGAGCUAGCUUGCACAGCUAGUGGGUCCAUGACGAUGACUUCUGUUUUGUUGGAUCAGCCGUUU
Nerophis lumbriciformis (worm pipefish) is the source of this 6559-nucleotide messenger RNA. It is a transcript of the gene hipk1b, whose product is annotated as homeodomain interacting protein kinase 1b. Gene Ontology annotation, molecular function: protein serine/threonine kinase activity; ATP binding; protein tyrosine kinase activity. Gene Ontology annotation, cellular component: PML body; cytoplasm; nucleus. NCBI's taxonomy places the organism in Eukaryota, Metazoa, Chordata, Actinopteri, Syngnathiformes, Syngnathidae. Gene Ontology annotation, biological process: smoothened signaling pathway; intrinsic apoptotic signaling pathway in response to DNA damage by p53 class mediator; peptidyl-serine phosphorylation. The record is from RefSeq and is a predicted model, not a curated record.